CUCCUUCCCUCCCUCCCUCCCUCCCCCGCUGUCCUGGCCCGCCCUGCCCGGCCCGCCCUGCGAGUCAGUUCGCUGGUUCCCUCCCUCCCUGGGCGCGCUCGGGCCGCCGCCGCGCUCCCCGCCCUCGAGCCUCGGUGCCGGAGCCGCCCGCCGCCGGAGGAGGAGGUGGAGGGAGCCGGAGGGGCCCGCCGAGGCGGCGGCGGCGGCGGCAAGAUGGCGGACUUCCUGCCGUCGCGGUCCGUGCUGUCCGUGUGCUUCCCCGGCUGCCUGCUGACGAGCGGCGAGGCCGAGCAGCAACGCAAGUCCAAGGAGAUCGACAAAUGCCUGUCUCGGGAAAAGACCUAUGUGAAGCGGCUGGUGAAGAUCCUGCUGCUGGGCGCGGGCGAGAGCGGCAAGUCCACCUUCCUGAAGCAGAUGCGGAUCAUCCACGGGCAGGACUUCGACCAGCGCGCGCGCGAGGAGUUCCGCCCCACCAUCUACAGCAACGUGAUCAAAGGUAUGAGGGUGCUGGUUGAUGCUCGAGAGAAGCUUCAUAUUCCCUGGGGAGACAACUCAAACCAACAACAUGGAGAUAAGAUGAUGUCGUUUGAUACCCGGGCCCCCAUGGCAGCCCAAGGAAUGGUGGAAACAAGGGUUUUCUUACAAUAUCUUCCUGCUAUAAGAGCAUUAUGGGCAGACAGCGGCAUACAGAAUGCCUAUGACAGGCGUCGAGAAUUUCAACUGGGUGAAUCUGUAAAAUAUUUCCUGGAUAACUUGGAUAAACUUGGAGAACCAGAUUAUAUUCCAUCACAACAAGAUAUUCUGCUUGCCAGAAGACCCACCAAAGGCAUCCAUGAAUAUGACUUUGAAAUAAAAAAUGUUCCUUUCAAAAUGGUUGAUGUAGGUGGUCAGAGAUCAGAAAGGAAACGUUGGUUUGAAUGUUUCGACAGUGUGACAUCAAUACUUUUCCUUGUUUCCUCAAGUGAAUUUGACCAGGUGCUUAUGGAAGAUCGACUGACCAAUCGCCUUACAGAGUCUCUGAACAUUUUUGAAACAAUUGUCAAUAACCGGGUUUUCAGCAAUGUCUCCAUAAUUCUGUUCUUAAACAAGACAGACUUGCUUGAGGAGAAGGUGCAAAUUGUGAGCAUCAAAGACUAUUUCCUAGAAUUUGAAGGGGAUCCCCACUGCUUAAGAGACGUCCAAAAAUUCCUGGUGGAAUGUUUCCGGAACAAACGCCGAGACCAGCAGCAGAAGCCCUUAUACCACCACUUCACCACUGCUAUCAACACGGAGAACAUCCGCCUUGUUUUCCGUGACGUGAAGGAUACUAUUCUGCAUGACAACCUCAAGCAGCUUAUGCUACAGUGAUGUACAAAAGACUUGCUGUUUUAAUAUCUUUUUGUGUUUUUGAUGUUUUCUGUUUGUUUUGUUUUUUAAAAUAGCAGUUUACAACCAGAAUUAGAACAAUCUUAAUUCUACGUUUAACUUCUUGAAAAUCUUAGUACUUUUUCUGCGGCCUUUGGUUUGUGGCUGAAAGCUGUUGAGUGACACAUCGCCAAGAUUUGCUGUAAUGCAGGCUUUGAUCUGUUUCACCAUGGCUUCUAUUCAAGUCCAGUUAAAACUUCCCAGCUGACCUCAGACUAGGCAUAUUUCAGGCUUUAAAUUAUUCUACUUUUCAAACUGAAUUCUCCUGCAGUGCCAAGUAUCAAAGGUGUCCUUAAAUACUUGUAGGGAUGAGGUUAGGAAUAUUCAGUUCCAAAACAAGAUAUCUUCUGGCUGCCUUACACACAGCAGUGACACUUGUUGCCUAACUUUAUGGUGACCUCCUAUUGUGUAAGGGCUGUUAGAAGUUCGAUCUAAGAAGUGGCAUUCUGUAGACUUAUAGAAGGUUUAGCCUUCAUAUUUUAAUUGCUUGUAUACACAACAGCUGUUUUGCUUUUAGAUUUCUGUGUUUCUGAAGGUAAUGUUCUUCCUGUUUUCAAGUUUACAUAAGGAUCUUUGGUCUGAUGCUGAUGAAGAGUUCACAGGUGGUAUGGGAGAGCAAAAGGCAAGCUAAUGCUGUUUACCGUGUUUUGGCCAAACGUAAUGAGUGAAACAGAAUUUGCCUUUCUCAUAUUUAAUUAUGAUGUAGUUUAAUGUACCAUAUGUGAAACAUUCUGGCCAUAGCAGCAACUAAAAACUGCAAGCAACUUGGUAACAGAACUUUCUAAAUAAACUUAACCUGUUCCAGAAUGUCAUGUAUUUGACUUUUAAGCCCUAUCUCAGUUGGUCAGUAAAGACCAAUCCUUACUGUAGGAAAUCAUUGUUGUAUCAUCACAAACAUCUAUCUUUUGCUGUCCUGUCCAGUCCCAUCAACUCCACGCUGUGGCAUUUGUGGCAUCGUUUUGUUUAUUUGGAGUUUGCUAAGGGCAGUAUUUUUCUGUCAAGAGUAUUCAAGAAGGCAUUAUUUGAGAUUCCUGUUCAUUCUUGGUGUGUCUCUAACAGAUACAGUAUGUAUACAUUUGUAUAAUUGUUGUUGUUGAAAGUCCAGCUUUUUUGAGGUAUAUUUUAAAUGUUUUAAGGAUGCUUCUAAGGAUCAGUAGUAAUUUUUUUAGUUCGCACCUAAAGAUGAUUACAUUGACCUCCCCCCACUGCUUACCAAAUUAAAAUGUGUCCACGAAGUAGCUUUGUGAUCGCAGAUACAUUCAUAGUGAACUCAUCAGAAUGGCUGGUUUGCAGUACCGAAAUACUAUCUUCUAGGCUGUAUGUAGUGCUACAAUUAGAGAAACAGAAGUCCAAGGCUGGCGACAGCUUGAAAAGUCUGACAGCUUUUCUACUUUUCCUGAAAAUUUUAAGACUGUGAUAUCUGUCAUUUUACUGUGUAGCUGACUGUGUACUCAGGUAUUUUAUUGGUCCUUGAAAGAUUGGUCGUUAUGGAUCACCCAGCCUUUCCAAGUCAGUGGCUGUUGUUCUGUCUUGCUGUCUGAUACGAGAGUAGGGCUUUUCAGUGAACUAACCAGGGAUUGUUCUUGACAUACCUGACUUUUCUCACAUUUGAACUUCCACUAUCAUUGUAUCCAUAUAACUUCUAGCGUUUUCAUGCCAUGGUAAUCCAUGAGCUACACAUACGUAGCCUGGCACUGUGAUGCAUGUUCAUGGUAUCAUGCAUGUUCAUGGUGUCAUGGUAUCAUGGUAUCAUUCAUGCAUGUUUGAAUAGUUCUACAUCUAGUGCUUCUUGCCAAAAAGAAUACAUUGUUUAAAUUCACAAAAUUAGCAUAAUUGCAGUGCUAAUGAAUAUCGGAAUAUGUGCACAGUAACAUUUGGACUAUUCAUUGGAGAGUUUACCCAUAUAUUUAGCAAAUUGAAUGGCCAAAACAUUUGACUCCAGUGAGGGCUCAAGUUAGAUCCCUAUAGAAAGAGGACACUUCAUCUUACUUAAGUCAUAGUUAAGAUCUGUGAUACGAACCAUAGAUAUUGCCUGACAAAGCAGAAAUCACCAAGUUUCCCCCUUUUGAAUUACCACCAAGAAGUGUUGAAACACCAAAUAGAUAUCAUGUUAUUUUGGGCAUUUGCAGUUUUCUUCCCUGCUGCAUGUAAUGUCUCAGAAUCAACAUUCUUUUAAAAUCUAGACUAUAUUUUGAGGCAGUGAAUUACUUAUAUUCAACUUAGGCUUGUUUUGACAUUCAGUAGAACUUUAAGUUCAAUCUAAAGGCUUCAGUCCACAUUUUUUUAUGCGUUGUAUUUUAAAAACGUUUGAAAGGAGUGUUAUACCUGUAUCAUGAAAACUGAAUCCUUUUGAAAUACCACUAUAUGAAGAGAGAGAUGAAAUUUAGUGAACAGAAUUGAAAAGGUGCUUAUAAUUUCACUAUGCCAACUUACCCCAGUCUCUAAAAAAGUAAUUUACAUUUAAAGUUCUUUGAUGUAUUUGAUUUUCUAAAUCUUUAUGGUUAUGAUUUGGAAUAAAAUGUGCCUAAUCCUGUAUUACAUUCUGUUCUUAAAUCUGAAUGCCUUCUCAUUUAAUUCUGAAGAAAUAUCACACAAGUGUCUUCAUUGAUCUUGAAGAAAUGUAUACACAGUUGCCUUAUAAAACAACAUAAAUUUAGACCAUAACUUUUAUAGAGAAAGGGUUUUGUCAAAUGUUUUCUGAAAAUCUGAAUAAUUCAAAGCAUGCCUCUGCCCCUUUAAUAUUUUUAAUAACCUGCAUUGUUGCUGUCUGCCAAAUAUUAAAUUGAAAUCUUCAUUUCAAUUUUAUUAUCUGGAAAGGGCACUGGAUUGCUCUGCAACCAAAGAAAGCAAUAUGGAAUGAAAAAAAUCAUUCACUUUUGUCUUAUUUUCUUUUAAGGUGUAUUGGCAUGUAAUUUGCAUAGAGAAGGUCCUCUGGUUAGUCUCUCAAAUUGAGGCUGUUUAGGGAAAUCCUUAUUCAGUUGGUGGCAGUGGUUGGUUUAAAGUAGAAGGAAAUAAGAUCGCCUUAAUACCAGAAAUGAUUAGAAGUGCUGAUUUAGAUUCAACAAAUACCAUAUGUCCUUAUCAUUUUUUGUAAGAAGAAAUUGGUUAAGUCCUAACUUUCAAUGUGUACCCAAAUACUUGUAUUUAUGCUUUUGAUAAAAUGUAUUUUCAGCAUUAUUACACAUCCGAUUAUGCCUUAUUUAUAUAUGAAGAAUAAAGUUACCAUGUUAUACUGUUAUGUCCUAAAAUUCAAAUCACUAUUUGAGAAACCCUCAAAUUGGUGCUUUCAUUAUAUAAUGAUACAUUUAGACAAAACCCCAAACUAAGCCAUUUGAAACAAGAUUCUCUCCAUUGCAAUUUGUAGCAAUGUUAUUUCUGUGUAUGUCAUGAGAAGGCUAAAUAUCAGUGUUAAUUUCUUGUUUGAAUCCGUGAAAUCAUGCCUGUAAAGCCCAAACAUUUGUAACAAACUCCCUAAUAAAUUUAGAGAAAGUCA
Molecule: messenger RNA, 4897 nt
Organism: Gorilla gorilla gorilla (western lowland gorilla)
Lineage: Eukaryota; Metazoa; Chordata; Mammalia; Primates; Hominidae
Gene: GNA13
Product: G protein subunit alpha 13
Exons: 4
Coding region: 214-1347 (377 amino acids)
Biological process (GO): Rho protein signal transduction; adenylate cyclase-activating G protein-coupled receptor signaling pathway
Cellular component (GO): cytoplasm; heterotrimeric G-protein complex; brush border membrane
Molecular function (GO): D5 dopamine receptor binding; GTPase activity; guanyl nucleotide binding
Source: RefSeq, a predicted model, not a curated record